Clupea harengus (Atlantic herring) is the source of this 2815-nucleotide messenger RNA. RefSeq names its product fibroblast growth factor 1a (gene fgf1a). Gene Ontology annotation, molecular function: growth factor activity. The record is from RefSeq and is a predicted model, not a curated record. NCBI's taxonomy places the organism in Eukaryota, Metazoa, Chordata, Actinopteri, Clupeiformes, Clupeidae.
UGCUACUCCAUUGGAACAACUCCAUUGGUAACUCUAUUGGUGCGCGUGACACAUACAUUGUACUACGGCUCACUAAAAAGUCCGAGCGUUCCUGUUGGCCUUUUCCAUUGUAGAUUCUCUCCGUCUAUUUCACUGGCUUUUCCCACGGCGAUAAUUCCCCCAAUGGGAGGGCUAGAGAGAAUUCUGUUAUCUCAGAGGUCGACACAGCGGUGUUCUCUCUCGGAAAAAACGCACGGAAUUUCGACAGAUAACAAAAUGCUCAUACAGCUGUAUUGCAUGAAUGGCGGGUAUCACCUUCGAAUUCUGGAGGAUGGAACUGUUGAAGGCAAAAGAGAUGGAAAUGAUAUCUACAGUGUGCUGGAAGUGAAAGCAGUCAGUUCUGGUGUUGUGGUCAUUAAAAGUGUUGAGACUGGGCAGUACCUUUCCAUGGGUAAAGAUGGCAGGCUGGUUGGAUCGACCUCCGCAACAGAGGAGUCCUACUUCCUGGAGAACAUGGAGGAGAACCACUACAAUACCUACCAGUCGCAGAAGUAUAGUGGCUGGUAUGUUGGGAUUAAGAAGAAUGGCAAGACCAAGGAUGGGUCUCGAACCCACAUUGGUCAGAAAGCCAUAUUCUUCCUCCCUCGGAAGGUGGAUAACAUCCCUGAGUGAAAACUAAAUGUAGCUUUGCAAUGAAAUGAGAAGAAAAAAAAAAACCUGUGAAUGUUGGAAAACAUGCUGCUAACACUGACCUUAAAUCAUUACCUCUGUGGCUAACACUACUACACUAAACCGCUUGCAGAUUUCUAACAAUACUAACAAGACACUCUUAUCUACACUUUGCACAGAUCAGAAAUGUGUGUAGCUUUUAACUUCAGUUCAGGCCUCCUGCUCUUACUAAUUUGGAUUGAACUGAACUGAACUGAAACCUCACCGUAAGGAAUGAUAGCAUUAUUAUUUAAUAGAUUGUUGUGUGUGAAUGAGCUCUUUUUAAAUGGUAUAUUUAAAUGCUAUAUUUUGUUAUCAAUUCUUUUUUUAUAUUUGCACAGGGAAAAUAUAGUACCCAUUUUAUUUUUAAAUAAUCAAAUAACUCUCCAGAGUUGAAAAGUGUUGUUCAUCUUCUUCUCGUUAUUAUGAGUAUGGUGACCAAGGGGGGUAUUCCAGGAAGUGGGUUUUGGUAAAACUCUGAGUUUGUUCAUCCUGAGAUGAGGGAAACUCUGGGUUGUCCAUUCCAGAGAGAAAGGUAACACAAACUUUGGGUCAGUUACCAUGGUAACCAUGACCCCAAAAAGAUAUGCCAUCAUUCCAUGAUGACUACCUAAUUGAACUCCACCAUUAAUAGACUACAUCCAAACUCAUUGACUCACACAGCCAUUAAUAAAAGUAUUGCAGUUCGUUUUUGUUGGUUUGUGCCAUAAAAAUCAUCAUUUGCUAGCUUCAGGGAGGUCUGAAGCCAUGUUUUUUUUUCCUGAAAAUGAGCUCAUACUGGCCAUGGCACGUCUCAGAACUUCUAACUACAGAAGGGUGAAGUAGGACGACCUUGUUUUCUUGCCAGUUGCCAUGGUGACUCAUAGUAUCAGCUCCAUUGAUGAUUGCUUUUCAUUGUCGUCAGGGCACACACUUAACUCAAGUGGAUUUACUCAGAGUUGACUGAACUAACUCAGAUCAGCUGAAAACUAUUUAAAAAGAGUGUCCCAAAUCUUGGUUUAUCAGCUCUGGGUUCAGGGUUAGGCUCAGAGUUUGUUAAACCUGCUUUCUGGAAUACCUCCCCAGUGUGCCACUCAAGAGUUACAGGCUACUGCACAGCAUUUAGACCCUUUUGACACAAAAGAAGAUACAUAUGAAAUAUGCACCCUGAAUGUUUUGCUCCAUAACAGAUAUAGUCUAUCUAACUAUCUACCCGCAUUGGAUCAUUUGUUUGUUCUGCUCCAUCAAGUAGCGCUACACUAAUUUACUAACACUUGAUGCAUUUCAACAGCACUUGGAACACUCCAGAAUGUAUAAAAGUACAGCAUUGAUUUUUCUCUUUCUGUCAUGUACCAGACCAUAUACAACUGACUUUUCCUAAUCACACUAACCUCAAUCCGACACCUGGAAGGUUUUGUUUUCUCUGAUAUGUGUGAAUUCCCUUAAUUUCACUAGUUAAGUACUUCAGUAAAUUUGUAUUUAAAGAGUUACUAGGUAGAUAAUGAAGUUAACCAUGAUAAAUAUAUGUAUGAUGGCUAAAAAGAGGGAUCUUAUAUUAAGUUGUCUUGUAAAAUGUUUCUGGUGCAUCUUACAUUAGGUUGGAGUCUGAAGACUGAUCCUAUUUAUUUUCAACUCAAUAUAUCUUUGCAUAAAUAGAGACCUAGUGUCUCAUUAUCUAAUGUCCUGCCUGACCUGGCAGAUACAAGGAAAACAUCUUACACAGAGUAGGAGUGGUAUGUAUAAUGCAAGUACAAUUGCAUACAUUUCAGGAAGAAUGCAGACUACUUGAGUCAUUCAGGCCAUUAUAGUUCCAGGACUUAAAAGCACCGUUCACAAUUCUAAUCCAAUAGACUUUUUGUCAAGUUCGGCUAAUUGCUCCUCACAGUUCUCUAGCUGUGCGUUUAGUGUUUGUGUUCGUACACAGUCUUGGCUCUGUAAUUGGGAAACAAACAUAGAGGCUCAGACCGAGCCAUAAACAAUCACAGAAGGGAGCGAUGUAAUUUGAUUGGUCGCUGAGCUCAAAUAUUGUCAACUUUUUGUGAAACCGAAUGGUGGGCUGCAUCUUUAAUGGUUACUUCCACAUAACGUGUCGAUUUUAUUAGCAUAUCUUGAAAAUGCAGUGUCUGAAAAUAAAACUCUGCCAAACCAG